CAAGGAACCAAGCUAUUCUGGACCUGAUUUGCACCUGUCAACAUCUACACCACCUGGUUUGCUCUUCAACCUUUCUCCAGGCUCAAGAUGACUUCGUCCACCAAGGUGUACUACAGCCAAACGACACAGACCGACAGCCGGCCCCUCAUUGGCUCUGCCCUGCGGAAGAGGCGGGUCAUGACCAAGGAUGGACGGAGCAACGUCAGGAUGGAGCACAUCGCCGACAAGCGGUUCCUCUACCUGAAGGACCUGUGGACCACCUUCAUCGACAUGCAGUGGCGCUACAAACUUCUCCUCUUCUCGGCCUCCUUUGCCGGGACCUGGUUCAUCUUUGGGGUCAUCUGGUACCUGGUGGCCGUCCUGCAUGGGGACCUGCUGGAGUUUGACCCUCCGGCCAACCAUACGCCGUGCGUCAUGCAGGUCCACACUCUCACGGGGGCCUUCCUCUUCUCCCUGGAGUCCCAGACCACCAUCGGCUAUGGCUUCCGCUACAUCAGCGAGGAGUGCCCCUUGGCCAUCGUCCUGCUCAUCAGCCAGCUGGUCCUCACCACCAUCACGGAGAUCUUCAUUACGGGCACCUUCCUGGCCAAGAUCGCCCGGCCCAAGAAGAGGGCCGAGACCAUCAAGUUCAGCCAAAACGCUGUGGUGGCCCAGCACGAUGGGAAGACCUGUUUGAUGAUCCGGGUGGCCAACAUGCGCAAGAGCCUGCUCAUCGGCUGCCAAGUGACAGGCAAACUCCUCCAGACCUACCUCACCAAAGAAGGUGAGAACGUCCGGCUCAACCAGGUCAAUGUAGACUUCCAGGUGGACACCUCUUCCGACAGCCCUUUCCUCAUCCUGCCCCUGACCUUCUACCACGUGGUCAAUGAACACAGCCCCUUCCGGGACCUGGCCUUGCGCACAGGAGAGGGGGACUUUGAGCUGGUGGUCAUCCUCAGUGGCACCGUGGAGUCCACCAGUGCCACCUGCCAAGUCCGGACCUCCUACCUCCCCGAGGAGAUCCUCUGGGGCUACGAGUUCACCCCCGUCAUCUCUGUCUCCGCCAGUGGGAAGUAUGUGGCCGAUUUCAGCCUCUUUGAGCAGGUGGUCAAAGUCUCCCCUCCUUGCUGUCUCCACGAAACCGUCCGGUUUGGCGACCCUGAGAAACUGAAACUCGAGGAGUCAUUCCGAGAGAAAGCGGAGAGAGAAGGGACCGCGCUGAGUGUCCGGAUCAGCAAUGUUUGAUCCCUCAGAGGACUUGCAAGGCCAACAUCGCUUGAGCGUUACGUACAUCAAAUACCUUUGCUAGUUCCCAGAUUUCCUUUGGACCUUUCCCUUGUUGUGUUCUUUCCACCCCGAGAAUGGCUCAAAAGAAAAAACCAGACUGAGCAAUUUGUUAAUCUCUGUAGGAUCCUGUUCAAGGGAAUGUGGUCUUCUUGACUUUUCCUCCUGACAAAGCAACUCUCAGUCCACUCCAGAAUUAAAACUUCUCCCAACUGCUGGAAGCAUAUUUUAAACGAUGCUCAUUUUUAAA
Molecule: messenger RNA, 1513 nt
Organism: Sceloporus undulatus (fence lizard)
Lineage: Eukaryota; Metazoa; Chordata; Lepidosauria; Squamata; Phrynosomatidae
Gene: KCNJ10
Product: potassium inwardly rectifying channel subfamily J member 10
Exons: 2
Coding region: 88-1224 (378 amino acids)
Biological process (GO): potassium ion import across plasma membrane; regulation of monoatomic ion transmembrane transport
Cellular component (GO): plasma membrane
Molecular function (GO): inward rectifier potassium channel activity
Source: RefSeq, a predicted model, not a curated record